AUGCCCACCCCCUACCGCCGCCAGCUGCUCUCUCGACACGAACAGAGGCACCGCCGGUUUUCUUCUGGAUACGUCGAACAAAAACCUCGCACUGACGACAUGUACCAGUCCGUUGGCCACUACACCACCUUCACCGUCUUUGGCGCCCUGGGCGACUUGGCGAAGAAGAAGACGUUCCCUGCCCUUUUCGGGUUGUUCAGAGAAGGCGAAUUGCCCGAAGAAACCCAGAUCUUGGGCUACGCCCGCUCCAAAUACGAACAGGACAAGUUCCGCGAACACUUGCGCCCCUUCUUCAAGAAGGGCAACACCAGCAAGCACCCCGACUUCGAGGCUAAGGUGGAGAAGUUCUUGAGCAUGAUCCACUACGUCCAGGGGCAAUACGACACCGACGAAGGUUACCAGAAACUCGACCAGAUCUGCCAAGAAUACGAAAAGAAGCACAACACCACCGAUGAGCCGUCGCGCAUCUUCUACCUCGCGUUGCCCCCGUCGGAAUUCACCACCGUGGCCAAACAAUUGAAGAAGAACUGCUACCCUAACAAGGGUAUUUUCCGACUUGUUGUCGAAAAGCCCUUUGGCCACGACCUUGAGCUGGCCCGGGAAUUGCAAGCCAACCUUGCCCCCCUCUUCACCGAAGACGAAUUGUACCGUAUCGACCACUACCUCGGUAAGGAGAUGGUGAAGAACUUGCUUGUCCUCCGUUUCGGUAACGAGUUGCUCGCAGGUCUGUGGAACAAGAACCACAUCAAGCUGAUCCAGAUUUCGUUUAAGGAAUCGUUCGGUACCCAAGGCCGUGGUGGCUACUUCGACACCAUCGGCAUUGUCCGUGACGUGAUGCAAAACCACUUGCUCCAAGUGUUGACGCUUUUGACGAUGGAACGUCCCGUGUCGUUCGACCCUGAAGCCGUCAGAGAUGAAAAAGUGAAGGUGUUGAAGGCUAUUGACGCCAUUGACCACAACGACGUCAUCAUUGGUCAAUACACCGCCUCGGAAGACGGUAAGGAACCGUCGUACCUUGACGACGACACCGUCAAGAACAAGGACUCUAAGGCCGCCACUUACUGUGCCCUAGGUCUCCAGAUCCACAACGAAAGAUGGGAAGGUGUCCCCAUUGUCAUGCGUGCCGGUAAGGCCCUCAACGAGCUGAAGGUGGAAAUCCGCAUCCAGUACAAGCCCGUGGCCAAGGGGAUGUUUGAAGCCAUCCAAAGAAACGAGCUUGUCAUCAGAAUCCAGCCCGACGAAGCCAUCUACCUCAAGAUCAACAACAAGAUCCCCGGUAUUUCCACCAAGACCUCGCUCACCGACCUCGACUUGACCUACGCCGUGCGGUACUCGGACGACUUCUGGAUCCCCGACGCCUACGAGGCGUUGAUCAGAGACGUGUUCCUCGGCAACCACUCCAACUUUGUCCGUGACGACGAGUUGGACGUGCUGUGGCUGUUGUUCACCCCGUUCCUCGAGUACAUCGAGGGCCCCAACGCCCCCAAGCCCGAGUUGUACCCUUACGGCUCCAAGGGUCCCAAGGAGCUCCGCCAAUUCUUGAGCAAGCACGGCUACGAGUUUGCCGACGAAGGUAUUUAUGAAUGGCCCGUCACCACCACCAAGGUCGUCGACGUGGCGGAAAAGCUUUAG
This is a messenger RNA of Diutina rugosa, 1632 nucleotides long. RefSeq names its product glucose-6-phosphate dehydrogenase (gene ZWF1). Gene Ontology annotation, cellular component: cytosol. Lineage: Eukaryota; Fungi; Ascomycota; Pichiomycetes; Serinales; Debaryomycetaceae. Gene Ontology annotation, molecular function: NADP binding; glucose-6-phosphate dehydrogenase activity. The record is from RefSeq and is a predicted model, not a curated record. Bases 1 to 1632 code for a protein of 543 amino acids. Gene Ontology annotation, biological process: pentose-phosphate shunt, oxidative branch; glucose metabolic process. The transcript has a single exon.